Molecule: messenger RNA, 3066 nt
Organism: Trypanosoma brucei brucei TREU927
Lineage: Eukaryota; Euglenozoa; Kinetoplastea; Trypanosomatida; Trypanosomatidae
Exons: 1
Coding region: 1-3066 (1021 amino acids)
Source: RefSeq, a predicted model, not a curated record
AUGGGGAACGCACAGGACAUUCCUAAUUCAUUCCGCCGUACCGUGGUUUCCCUGCAUUACAGGGAAAGUCCUUUUUCUGGGGAUGACGAUGAAGUAUCGCAACUUUGCCGAACGAUAUUCUGCACGCGUUUAACCGCUGACGAGUUUGCUUGUUAUUGGACUGCGGAAGAUGUCAGGCAGCUACGGCUCUACCACCCGAAUCGACUCGCCACCAUUUUAUUAUUGGCUAUGAGGCAGUUGGAGGACUUUGUUGCAAUCAGCAGAGACCCAAAUGAAAAGUGGGGUAACGACAAUCCUCUUCAGCACCCGGUGCGUAAGAGUACCUUUAGUGGCAGCGGUGCAACAUCUGGAAUAACGGAGGAAUCCCCGCGACGGAGCGCGAAACGCAGGCCGCCAGUAGACUUCACCGCUGCAAUCAACGCCCUUCGGCUCAUUGCGGGGUCGCUGCCGUAUUGUUUUGAAGAUAUCGACCUCUUGAGGGCAGUGGUGCAAAGUGACGAGGAAGAGGCAUCCAAGGACGAGCUCAACGUCAUCAUUACCUCGCAGCGCACGCGUGAACUUAUGGGAAUGGACGACCGAACGGAGAGUCCACUUGCCGCGGGUUUUGCCCACCACUUCUUUGUCCAAGGUGGUAAGUGCUUCAUGAACAACGAGCCAGGAGCACACCGAUGUUUCUACGCUGAUUUAUUAGAUGAAGAGAAACCUAACCCACCCACCACGCCGCUCGGUUUCCGUCUUGUCGAGCUACUGGUGAAACUUUUCUUCGUGCCCAAAUUCUCACAAAUGGAACCGAUGAAAAUGGCGCCGUCAAUGAUGGAGGAACUGCGGGGGAGCUUAGCUUAUGACCUGAAAUUGCUAUCUCUGACGAGAGCGUUGGUGCCUCAAAACUUCGGUAGUACCGAGGAUAUUAACGAAGACGAUGAGUGCUGGAUGUUUUCCUUUGAGGGUACUUAUGUCAAGGAAGCACGUAGCUUAGUGCUUCGCGCAAUUCUACUGACCAUCUCCGUACCCAUAUUUUACACGCCGUCAUGCCUGAGCGACGCGCAAAGCAGGGAGCCCCAAGGGAAUGAAGGCAGCUGCUCCCAUGAGUCGUCAGGGGUGAUGUAUGAGGAAGUGAGUGAUGUGAUGCUUAGUGGGCUCUUCGACGUAAACGAGCGACCCUUGUUGGUGAAGUUUUUCGUACUCCUCCUGCAUGUUGUGCGGUGCUGCCCGAAAUGGCCUGUCACGGUUCCUUCUCUCCGUGGAAUGUGGGCGGCGAGACCAACUCUCACAGCAGACAACGUUGACGUGCUCAGUCAUUCACUUGCAAUACUCGCCGCUGGUUUUUACACCGGUCCAUACGUUGCUUCCCAGCGGUACGUCCAUCGGGGAGAAAAGCCCGUGCGCGUGCCGAGCGUUCUGUAUGGAAUCAUGCAUCAAGUGAUUGGUUCGAAUUUCGUUCCGUGGAAGAUCUUACAGGGCACGGGACUGGAGGGAAUUCCUGCUUCACCUGUUGUUGCUGAUCCAUAUGAGGUGGGAUCGUCUGGAAUGGGAUGUAGCAGUGCCACGAAAGAGCCGCAUGAUUGUGACGGUCUACCAGAUUAUGCAAGGAGCUUUGCCGAUGGCGUGCUGGCUCUACUGGAGGCACCUUUGAUAGCAGGCAGUUCAAGCAUUCCGAAACCAGAGGCACCGUGCUCAUCGUUGGGUCUGCAUCUAAUGUUGUGGCUGUUGCAGCACAGCGAAGCAGCCAUUAACGCUGUUGGACGCAAACCACGAUUAUUGUUGGUUCUCGUACAGACUAUUCAUGUCGUCGGCACCCAAUACCCGAGUUAUCUUGGCGAAGGUCAAAUCGCAUUACUUUGCUUUCUUCGACUACUCCGGCACCAACCGUUUCUACGACUUCUAUUGGAGCACCUCCCCACGGAUGGAGACGCAGACCUCACACGUGAGGGAAAGGUGAACGCCACACAAUUUUUGCGUGAGCUCCGAGUCGCAAUGCCAACUUUACCGAAUAAACUUGUUAUCACGUCCAAUAUGAGCCCAGACAAGAGACGACAAAUCGAGUGGCAGUCAGACGAGGUGCUUUGCAUCCGUACAUACUGUGAUGUUCUUGUACUCACGCUGUGUUACGUAGUGGCACCCGGUUCCCCUUCUUGGUUCAGUAAUUUGCACAGAACGGCUGUCGAGGUGCUGCACACGCUGCAAGUAUACCUUCCUAAGGCAACAGGGCGGUUCCCGCUUGACGUUCUUAGUGAACACAUCGUGUUCGAGGUUGCCGGAAGUUUCAACCACAUCUGUUCCCCUCGUGUACUGAUGACGGGGGCUGACGCGCAGCUAGCCUGUUUUAAUAUGAUCAAGGCGGUUUCUUUUAUGCUUGAGGCAGCGAUUGCACACAUUAACGGUGGCAGCGGUGCAGCACUACUUAAAAAUCAGGAACAUGAGGAUGUGGAAUGCAAAGGUGGGGAAAGUAAUAUCGUGGCGCUUCUUUGGUUGCUGGUUACCCAAGGGGGGUUGUCAGAACUUACAAAACACAUACAAACACAGUUGGACAGCAAAACCAAAGCGGCUGCUGGUGGUUCCUCUUAUGCCGAGCCCUGCAGUGGCAAACUAGGUGAUGGUACGGGGGUGGGAGUUUUAAAAGAACUGUUGCACAGUGAUGAGUUUAACUUUCUUCGUCGUGUGACUAAUGAAGUAGCUCAAAAGUUAAAGGAUGCACUAGAAGAUUCAUCGGGAAGGGGCAAUGGGACAGAGAAAACAACAGAGGUCGAUAUAGAACCAUGCCACGAGGGGGAGAGAUGGAUGAAGUCAAGUGGUAAACGUCUCUGGUUUGAGCGUGAUGAUAAGCUUUUUCAAAAAGUGUUGGAAGUCGGUUCGAGCGUAGUAAAUGAGAAAGAACAGGAACGCCGUGAGAAGGGGAGGUUGGGAGGAGAAUUCGUCACUUCCCCUGUUGCGUUGCGUGAGGCGUCAGUGCCUUUUGAAGGUGCCGCUAAGCGAUGGCUGCUCCGCCAGUUGUGGGUGCAGGUACAUCGUCUGAACACCGGGCCACCAGUGUUUGAUUUCCGCACCGCCACCAUUAUCCGGGAGUAA